Amblyraja radiata (thorny skate) is the source of this 6901-nucleotide messenger RNA. It is a transcript of the gene dcc, whose product is annotated as DCC netrin 1 receptor. Gene Ontology annotation, molecular function: protein binding. Lineage: Eukaryota; Metazoa; Chordata; Chondrichthyes; Rajiformes; Rajidae. The record is from RefSeq and is a predicted model, not a curated record. The coding region runs from base 406 to 4836 and encodes 1476 amino acids. Gene Ontology annotation, cellular component: membrane. Gene Ontology annotation, biological process: cell-cell adhesion. The transcript is spliced from 30 exons.
UCUGCUUACUACACCUCCACUGGAUCAAUGGAUUCAAACACACACACACACACGGGAGCUCCCAAUCCACCUCACUGGCCACAGCUCAGUAACAAGUGAGAGAAGGGACUGUCUCCCUCCCUCUCGUCAAACCUCUAUCUCCCCCGCCAUCUGAGCAAUGGACCAGGAUAUAAAACACUCCGGAUAGCUGAUUUGCUUCGAUAGUUGUAAAGAAAGCUCUCUCUCUCUCUCUUUUCUGCCAGCGUUCUCUCUUUCGAGUUUCUGCUUUAAAAAAAAAAAGAUUCGAUGAUUUUUAAAAAGAUUCAACUUCCCAUCCACAACGAGUGCUGUGAAAAGAUCAACCAGAGCGGGGAGAAGCACGCGGAUUGUUCUGGACGUUAACAGAUUCCGAGGUUUUGGUCAAUUAUGGCGAUUGUUGGAUUAAUGCUGCGAAAACUAGUUUUCCUAUUGUGGUGGCAGAAUUUAAUCGGCCGAGAAUCCCAAGCCUCUGGCUCACAGAUCAAAAGGUUCACUUCACUCAGAUUUGUUUCUGAACCUUCGGACACUGUAACCGUGCGUGGUGGCUCAUUCCUCCUGAACUGCUCGGCAACGGCAGACCAGGGCCCGGUGAAUAUUGGCUGGAGAAAGGACGGCGUCUUCUUAAACCCGGCAAUGGAUGAGAGGAGGCAGCUGAUGCCCGACGGCUCCCUCAUGGUACAGAAUGUGAUCCACACAAGGCACCAUCGCCCCGAUGAAGGACUCUACCAGUGCGAGGCGUCAGUGCUUGGAGACGGCUCGAUAGUGAGCAGGACAGCUCGGUUAACUGUGGCAAGUCCGCUGAGAUUUAUCUCGCAGACGGAGUCAGUCGCGGCUUAUGCAGGAGACCUUGCCGAGCUGAAAUGCGAAGUUACCGGCGAGCCCAUGCCUUCCAUUCAUUGGCAGAAAAAUCGCAUUGAUCUGCAGCUAACUGCUGAUGAUCUCCGCAUGGCCGUUCUCCCGUCCGGUUCCUUGGUGAUUAGCAAGCUUCAGACAGGGGACAGUGGGUCCUACAGGUGCCUAGCAGAAAACCCCGGCAGCUCAAGGACUGGGAACGACGCUGAACUUCAGGUUUUGUCUGAACCUGGCGUGCACAGACAAGUUACGUUCAUUCAGCGACCCCUGAACACAGCUGUCCUGGAAGGACGAGAUGGGGUUAUGGAGUGUUGUGUUUCUGGAUUUCCAGCCCCAACGAUCACAUGGAAGAAAGGGGAUGAAAUUGUUCAGAUCAGGUCCAAGAAAUACUCGUUAAUGGCUGGAAGUAACUUACUCAUCAAAAGUGUGGUGGAACAAGACUCUGGGUUUUACACGUGUGUCGCCAACUAUGAGAAUAAGACGUUCAGUGCCUCAGCAGAGUUCACUGUGAUGAUUCCUCCGAGCUUUGUUAAGCGUCCUUCCAACCUUUAUGCUUACGAGAGUAUGGACAUUGAGUUUGAAUGUGCAGUCACUGGGAAGCCGGUACCCACUGUGAGGUGGAUAAAGAAUGGAGAAGUGGUCAUUCCCAGCGAUUACUUCCAGAUUGUGAGUGGCAGUAACCUGCGCGUGCUGGGAUUGGUGAAGUCAGACGAGGGCUUUUACCAAUGUGUCGCGGAGAAUGACGCUGGCAAUGUGCAGACAAGCGGACAGCUUAUCAUUCCUGAACCUGCCUUACCAAGCUCCAGUGUCCUUCCUUCUGCCCCUCGUGAUGUGGUCCCUGUCUUGGUCUCCAGCCGCUUUGUCCGACUUAGUUGGCGCCCUCCUGCCGAGACGCAUGGAAGCAUCCAGACCUACAUGGUCUACUUCACCAGGGAAGGUGUUAACAGGGAGCGUGCGUUAAAUACUUCGCAAUAUGGAGACCUGCAACUUACUGUUGGAAAUUUGAAACCAGAAGAAGUGUAUACAUUUAGGAUCAUAGCCUACAAUGACUUUGGACCAGGGCAGAGUUCGCAACCUAUUAAAGUAUCUACUCAGCCUGAACUGCAAGUCCCAGGACCAGCAGAAAAUUUUAAAGUCAUCUCCACCUCACCGACCUCUAUCGUUGCUUCCUGGGAUCCACCUGCUUAUGCAAGUAAUCCAAUCCAAGGUUAUCGGCUGUUUUGGACAGAGGUUGCUGGCAGAAAGGAACUGAGCAUCGAUGUGGAUAAUUUGUAUUAUAAACUGGAAGGACUGAAGAAGUUCACCAAGUACAGUUUACGAGUGUUGGCUUUCAACAGACACGGUGCCGGUGUCUCUACCCAGGAUGUGUUGGUUAGCACAUUGUCUGAUGUGCCCAGUACAUCGCCUCAAAAUGUCUCGCUGGAGGCAGCAAAUUCACGAAGUAUAAAGGUCAGCUGGCUGCCACCACCAUCCAAUACACAGAAUGGCUUUAUUACUGGAUACAAAAUAAGGCACAAGAAGAUUGGCCGCAGGGGUGACACGGAGACCCUCGAGCCUAAUAAUCUUUGGUACCUCUUUACAGGUCUGGACAAAGGUGCACACUACAGCUUUCAAGUUUCAGCCAUGACCGUGAACGGAACAGGCCCAUCCUCCGACUGGUUUACAAUAGAAACACCAGAGAAUGACCUGGACGAAUCACAGGUUCCAGACCAGCCAAGUUCUCUUCAUGUCAGGCCUCUGACAACAAGCAUCGUGAUGAGCUGGACUCCACCGUUGAACCCAAACAUAGCCGUCCGAGGUUACAUAAUCGGCUACGGAGUGGGCAGCCCCUAUGCUGAGACGGUGCAGGUCGACAGCAAACAGCGAUAUUUUUCCAUUGAACACCUAGAGCCAAGCUCUCAUUACGUCAUUUCUUUGAAGGUCUUUAACAAUGUGGGGCAGGGAGUCCCUCUGUAUGAGAGCGCAACCACCAGAGCAUUGUCAGACCCUGUUGAUCCCUUAGAUGUUGAUUUGUUUCAUUUGUUCGAUGACCUUCCUACCUCAGUCCCAGAUACCUCCACCCCCAUGCUACCACCUGUAGGUGUUCAAGCCGUGGCAGUCAGUCACGACUCCGUCAGGGUCAGCUGGGCAGAUAACUCAGUGCCUAAAAACCAGAAGGGAACACCAGACAUCCGCAUUUAUACUGUUCGAUGGAGAACAAGCUACUCUGCCAAUGCCAAGUACAAAUCUGUGGAAGCAACAAGUUUGAGUCACACGGUUACAAAUCUCAAACCCAACACCAUGUAUGAGUUCUCCAUCAUGGUGACCAAAGGACGGAGGUCAAGCACAUGGAGUAUGACAGCACAUGCUACAACAUAUGAGGCUGCUCCUACCUCAGCCCCAAAGGACCUGACUGUUAUUAGCAGAGAAGGAAAGCCUCGAGCCAUCAUCAUUAGCUGGCAACCACCCUUGGAAGCCAAUGGAAAAAUUACAGGGUAUUCGUUGUUUUAUACAGUGGAGAAGAAUGCUCCGAUUGAUGAGUGGAUAAUGGAGUUAGUCAGUGGUGAUAGACUGACCCACCAGAUUCUGGAUCUCAAUUUGGACACUCUCUAUUAUUUCCGGAUCCAAGGAAGAAACGUCAAGGGCCUGGGACCCCUGUCUGAUCCGAUUCCAUUCAAGACACCCAAAGUUGAACACCCUGACAAAAUGGCUAAUGACCAAGGAAGGAGUAUACAUGGAGAAGGAUCAUUUUGGCCAGCAGAUACCAACUUAAUUGACAGGAGCAGCUUAAAUGAGCCUCCAAUUGGUCAAAUGCAUCCACCUCAUGGCAAUGCGACUCCUCAAAAGAAUAGUAAUCUACUGGUGAUCAUUGUGGUCUCCAUCGGUGCAAUUAUGGUGGUGGUGAUUAUUGUUGUCGCUGUGAUUUGCACCCGUCGAUCUUCAGCACAGCAGAGGAAAAAGCGUGCCGCACACUCUGGUGGCAAGCGAAAGGGGAGCCAAAAGGACUUGAGACCUCCAGACCUCUGGAUACAUCAUGAAGAAAUGGAGAUGAAGAAUAUUGAGAAGCCCUCAGGCCCUGAUCCAUCGGUGAGAGAUUCGCCCAGGCAACAAAGCUGUCAGGACAUCACCCCUGUGAGCCACAGCCACUCUGAGAACCAACUUACCAGUAAAAGUGGCUCCCACUCAGGUCAUGAUCCUGAUGAAGCUGGAAGCAGUAUGUCUACAUUGGAACGUUCUCUAGCGGCUCGAAGAGGAACCCGACCUAAGCUGAUGAUUCCCAUGGAUUCACAGCCCAACAAUCCACCCGUUGUCAGUGCGAUUCCCGUUCCAACGCUAGAGAGUGCCCAAUAUCCUGGCAUACUGCCGUCUCCGACCUGUGGGUAUCCCCACCCACAAUUUCCAUUGCGUGCCAUGCCGUUUACUACACUGGCUGUUGACCGAGGCUAUGGACCAAGUCUCCUCCAUUGUCAGAGUGAGGCUAAACGCAAAUUGGAGGAACAGCAUCUCAUAUUUCGCUUGGGUAGCUUACAGCCCAGUGCCAUGAGUGAGGUUCAAACCACACACCUCCAGCAGCCUGCCAUGUUGACCCAGACACAGCCCGAGCAUCCAUCAGGGGAGGAGGCCCCGAGCAGAACUAUUCCCACGGCCUGCGUGCGGCCCACUCACCCUCUCCGCAGCUUCGCCAACCCCCUGCUACCUCCACCCAUGACUGCACUGGAGCCCAAAGUUCCUUACACACCUCUUCUCUCUCAACCAGGUUCCAAUCUCUCGUUGAGUCACGGUAAAACGGCUUCCCUGGGAUUGGCCGGGAAAGCGAGAUCUCCACUGCUUCCUGUUUCUGUUCCGACAGCCCCAGAAGUCACCGAGGAGAGCCACAGGACAGAGGAGCAAUCUAAUGUGUAUGAGCAGGAUGACUUGAGUGAGCAAAUGGCCAGUCUGGAGGGCUUAAUGAAGCAGUUGAAUGCCAUCACAGGCUCAGCAUUCUAACCACCAUCACUACCUGCUAGAGACAUAUCAACCAGGAGCCAGGCAGCAUGCCAGUAUUUAUGUACUGACCUUGGCACACCCUGUGUGCCCUCUUCAGCAACUUUCAGUUCAAACAAGGAAAUGCCUCGAAGGGACAUUGUUCAUGUUGACUACCAUUCCAUUGCUCACCUGUAUAUACCAUACCAUCUUAGCGACACACACUGGAAUUCUGUUAAUGCCCGGCUCAGUAUAUUUCACUUACAAUUUACCUGGGCAGCUCGAGCAGAGAGAUUGCCCAGCUUAGCCCAGGAAAGGGAGGUGGGGUUGUGGGAUGUGGAGUGCAAGUGGGAUGGGUAUUGUUAUGGCGGUGAAAUAGAGUUGGUGAGAAUGUACUCCUUCCACAGGCGUCCACCAUAAUACAAGUUUAGAAUAGUCUGAGAAUACCGUCCCAAAACUAAGAGGUUGGUUGAGAAAGUAGGGGAACUUUUCAGAUUUUAGCCAGUGUUUUAAUACUCACUAGAUUGCUAGGCACAUAGUAAAUAAAGAAAAGAGAAAUGGAGCAAUUUGAUACCGGCAAAUAGGUAUUGAUUAUUUGAAAAGAAUGUAGACUACAGGCAGGAUGCCAGCAUGAGGCAAUAAUUCAAAGUGUGUCGGCUUUCAUUUAAAAGGGGCCUCCAGGCUAAGAAAGUUUGUUAACUGCAGAAUCAACAUUUCCUCUCUGCUUUGGUGUGUGUUCACCACUACUGUCCCCUUUCCCACCUUCAUUAACAUAUUGGUGAUCUGCUGCAUUUGACUCAAUUGAAGGUGAUGACAUCAAAUUUCAGAAGUGCAGCACUAUACCCUGUAUAGGGAUGCUGCAAAUUUGCACAUUUCGAUUCAUCAAUCUGAGGACAGAUGUCUCCCUCCUCUAGCUCUUGAUGUAUCAACUGCUUAAAUGGCAAUUUUACUUCCCCAUUUGAAGUGCAAAAAUAUAGCCAUCCAAGUUUUGAGAUUUUGUUUGCUGUAUCUAGUUGCAUACUAACAAGCUACGCUCUGAGGUUUAUUUAUUUAUUGUGGGAACAUAUAGGUUAAAGAUUACAGCAGAUUCAUAGAACAUCUAGUCACUUUGCAGCCUGUUAUAUUUCCUCUUGGAGGCAAAAUUACUAAAGAUUGUUAUAUUUUGCUCACCUUUGAUACGAGCAAAAUAACAGCCAAACAUAUAAUGUUCUAAUAUUAUCAGCCCAUAAAUGGUUCAGAUACAAAACAAUUGCAGAUGCUUGAAAUCUAAAGGAAAGGAGAAAAUAUUGGUACUCAGCAGGUUAGUCAGCAUGUUUGGGGAGAGAAAAAAAUAGUUCAAAUGAAAGGUCUUUAAUUUCAUUAACAUUUCUAGAAUUUUCCAUCUUUUUAUUUGUAAAUCAUAUAUCAAUUGCGAUAAAAUAAGCCUCUUACAUUGUUGGGCAAUUAAUUAUAUUACCCCAUCCCUUAUCAAAACACAAUUUUCAUGUUCUCUUGAGUUUCAUUUGAAAUCAUAACUUUAUAAGAAUUUUUUUUUAAGGAAGUACACAAAAUACAUUUUUGUCUAUCAAAUAGGAACUCUUAUGAGAGUUUGAGUUCCUUCUGGUAACCAGACAUUAGGGGAGAAAAUCAUUUUUGUUUCAUACAUUUUUUGAGGCAUUGAUUCUGAUUCUUUGUAUAAAUUUUACAAUGGUACAUCGUGCAGUGGCUACUUUCCCUUCCAAUUAAUAUGGCCCCAUAAGAAUAUAUAAAUUUAGGACAUAUAAUUGCACGUUUUGGGAACCUUCUCAGAUAAUUGCCAAAAAGAGAGCAACCUGAGACUGUGAUAUUUAACAUUAUCUUCAUUAAGCUGUGAUCCUGUAAUUGAAGAGAUAUUUGAAGCACAGUCUACCCACGUUAUUACGGAUUUUGGGCGUAGUGGACCCAUAGUGGUCCCACAGUAAUCAGACACCACUGUCUCUUUAAAAACACAGGGCUAGUUGCACUGCAGGAGGUCAAAAUUGACAAGCAAUUGCUUUGAUCAGCACUUGUGCAAUGAGACUCUAUUGAGCAAUGUAACAGACAACCUUUAGUAUUUUCAGCUUGCAGUAAC